GCGCGCGCGUCAUUUCCACCACUGCAAGUGGAGGAACUAAUUUUUCCUUUCCCCUGCAUGUCCGGUUUUUGCGAAUGGGUGAUGUGUUUCGCUGCGAUGUCGCUUUUCAUAAAAUGGAACGGGACUGCAUAAAUCAUAAGUUUUUCCCCCUCGUCGACAGAUAAGAUUGUCUGUGAUGUGCUAACCACACCUGUAAAAUGAAACGUCGUGAGUUUUAGUUUUGGUCUCAGGGACGUAAUUUCUGAGAGGCUGCCAGCACCUCACAGCGCGCGCCUGUUCCAGUUGAGAGAGGAAGAGACGGAGCAAGGAAAACACCGAGGUCCAAGUUGGUACAUAUUAACGGUUUUUGCCUUUUGGGCAGACGACUAGCGGUCUGAAGGCUUGGCGGUUGCGCUUGAGAGUUCUAGGUGACUUUGUUUUUUCACGACAUUCGUCAAUUAUUGUUCAAUUCUCCAGAUUAAAGGCGGUGGAGCAUCUCACCUUGAAAGCAUGCAGCGAUAAUAGCACACAUUCUUCUCUCACUGAUGCUUUCCAACUUUUAAAGGAAUACCGAACAACCCCAAACCAACUUUCACAAGCAGGAAGUCAUGCGGAGACAUCACCCAGCAAUUUAAGAAGAUGGAUGAGUCCAGUCGGCCCUUGUCGCGGACAACAAGAAGAACAACAACAACUACGUCCAUGACGAUGCUGACGACGAUGCUGCUACUCGGUCUCCUCUUCUCCCAGUUUGGAUGGGCCCACCUCCAGCCGCCGGCCCCAACCCCUGACCCGUCUGCCGUCCGCAACGUCACCCUGGCGGCCAUCUUGCCCAAGAACAACAACGAGUAUGCCUGGGCGUGGCCCCGCGUGGCACCGGCGCUGACCCGGGCGAUGGAGCGUGUCAACGCCGACCCCUGGAUGUUGCCGGGACACCGGCUGGUCCUCCUCUUCAACGGCAGCGACACCCAAGAUGGCCGUUGCUCGGAGACCGUGGCCCCUCUGGCCGCCGUGGACUUCAAGAUGUCCCACAACCCCUGGGCCUUCGUCGGGCCCGGCUGCGACUACGCGGCGGCGCCCGUGGGGCGUUUCACGGGCCACUGGCACGUUCCCAUGGUGACGGCGGGCGCGGCGGCCGUGGCCUUCGAGGAGUACACGUCCAUCACCAACAUGGGCCCCACCUACCAGAAGCUGGGAGAGUUCGUGGUGGACAUGCACCGGGGCUUCGGUUGGACGCACGCCAUGCUGACCUACCACGACCACCGCAACGACGACCGGCUCUGCUUCUUCCCGGUGGAGGGGUCCUUCAACGAGAUGAUCAAGGAGAACAUCACCAUCCACCAGGUGGCUUUCGACGAGCUGGAUGGACCUGUGGACUACCAGGACAUCAUGUCCAGGAUCAGGGACCAGGCCCGCGUGGUGUACGUGUGCUGCUCGCGGGACGCCCUGCGCAAGCUGAUGCUGGAGUUCUGGAGGGGUAGCUACCUGCACUCGGAGUUUGUCUUCUUCUACAUCGACUUGUUCGCCACCAGCCUGGAGGACACCGGCAACCGGCCCUGGGCACGCAACGACUCUGACGACGAUGACGCACGUCAAGCAUUUGGGAGUGUGAAGAUCCUGACGUACAGGGAGCCCCAGAACCCGGAGUACAGAGACUUCGUGGAGACACUCAAGACAGACGCCCAGAGCAUGUUCAACCUCACACUCAGAGACUCACUGAUCCACAUGAUUUCUGGUAGUUUCUAUGACGGCGUGAUGCUGUAUGCCCUGGCGCUGAACGAGAGCUUGAGAGAGACGCCUGCAGGAAAGAGACCAGCGGGCGAGGACGUCAGUCAGAGGAUGUGGAACCGCACUUACUACGGAGUAACCGGCCCACUGCAGAUUGACGAGGUGGGGAAUCGGGAGAUGGACUUUGCCCUGUGGGACAUGACCAACUACACCACCGGAGUAUACCAGAUGGUGUCCAUAUAUAAUGGCAGUCAGAAGCAGAUGGUGCCUGUGGAGGGCAUGAGUGUCCAGUGGCCCUCCGGCUCGCCCCCCCUCGACGUCCCCGUAUGCGGCUUCAAGAACGACAAGCCCUCCUGCCUCGCAAAGACCGUUACCAUGCGCCAGAUGAUCUCCAUCGUGGUCUGCUUCAUCCUUUUCAUCAUCACCACGGUUACCGUAUUCAUCUACAGGAAGUUGAAGUUGGAGAAUGAGUUGACAGCACAGCUGUGGAGGGUGCAGUGGGAGGACAUCCAGAUGAGCAACCUGGAGAAGGCCCUGAGACGCGCCUGCAGCAAGAUGACACUGUCCCUGAGAGGCUCCAACUACGGCUCUCUCCUCACCAUGGAGGGAAAUGUGCAGAUCUACACCAAAACUGGAUAUUACAAGGGCAACAUCGCAGCUAUUAAAUAUGUCAACAAGAAGCGCAUCGAGCUGACCAGGAAAGUGCUGUUUGAGCUCAAACAUAUGCGUGAUGUCCAGAAUGAGCAUCUGACUCGUUUCAUCGGAGCCUGCAUAGACCCUCCCAACAUCUGCAUCAUCACAGAAUACUGCCCCCGAGGCAGUCUACAGGAUCUGAUGGAGAGUGACAGCAUCACGCUAGACUGGAUGUUUCGCUACUCCCUCAUCUGUGACAUUGUGAAGGGCAUGGCCUUCCUCCACAACAGUGUGAUUGGUUCCCAUGGUCACCUCAAGUCGUCCAACUGCGUGGUGGACAGCCGCUUCGUGCUGAAGAUAACGGACUACGGCCUGCCAAGCUUCUACAGGGAGAGCGGCUCGGAAGACACACACGCUUUCUACGCCCGCAAGUUGUGGACAGCGCCAGAGCUGUUACGAGCGGACCCCUGCCCCCCGUGCGGCACCCAGAAGGGCGACAUCUACAGCUUCUCCAUCAUACUGCAGGAGCUGGCUCUCCUGAAAGGACCCUUCUACCUGGAAGGACCCUCCCUCAGUCCCAAAGAGAUUGUGGAGCGCCUGACGGUGGGCCAGUGGCCGUUCUUGCGCCCCCUGCUGUGCGGCGAGAGCCAUAGCGAGGAGCUGGGGCAGUUGAUGCAGCGCUGCUGGGCAGAGGAGCCCGCCGAGAGACCCGACUUCAGCCAGAUUAAAGUCAUGCUCCGCAAGAACAACAGAGGCUAUGGCUCCAACAUCCUGGAUAACCUGCUGUCCCGUAUGGAGCAGUACGCCAACAACCUGGAGGAGCUGGUGGAGGAGCGGACACAGGCCUACCAUGAGGAGAAACGCAAAGCAGAGGCCCUGCUCUACCAGAUAUUACCACACUCCGUAGCAGAGCAGCUGAAGCGCGGGGAGACGGUGCAGGCUGAGGCGUUCGACUCGGUCACCAUCUACUUCAGUGACAUCGUGGGAUUCACAGCCAUGUCUGCAGAGAGCACUCCCAUGCAGGUGGUUACUCUGCUGAACGACCUCUACACCUGUUUCGAUGCCAUCAUAGACAACUUUGAUGUGUACAAGGUGGAGACUAUAGGUGAUGCGUACAUGGUGGUGUCGGGGCUGCCGAUGCGCAAUGGGAAGCUGCAUGCUCGCGAGGUGGCCCGCAUGUCCCUGGCACUCUUGGAAGCCGUCCACAACUUCCGCAUACGCCACCGGCCUGCACAGCAGCUGCGGCUACGUAUAGGGAUACACAGCGGUCCUGUGUGUGCAGGAGUGGUGGGACUGAAGAUGCCUCGGUACUGCCUAUUUGGAGACACGGUGAACACAGCAUCACGCAUGGAGUCCAACGGGGAAGCAUUGAAGAUCCAUGUGUCCGAAGCCACGAGCUCCAUCCUGGAGGAGUUUGGCUGCUUCCAGCUGGAGCUGAGGGGGGAGGUGGACAUGAAGGGGAAGGGACGGUGCAAGACCUACUGGCUACUGGGGGAGAACGGCUCCGACAGCACCUAGAGGACAUGGGAGGACCUAACGGGCUCCAACAGCACCUAGAGGACAUGGGAGAACCUCACCUAAAACAUGUGGAAACAUGCUGAGCAGAAGGAUGCAGAAAACUGUUUUUUUUUACAUCAACUAUUAGAACCGAGUCAGAAACCAGCACCAUGUUCAUUGUCCUUCGUUGGAAAACAACCACAUCAAUAGCAACUCCAAAAAAAACCACCACAUUCUUGGUUCUCCUUACAAUAUGAAAAUUCAGGACAAUAGUACACCUAGUUAACAUGAGAAUCUAUCGUAGAACAUGUGGAAACAUACUUAACAGAAAGAUGUUACAGUCUGUAACAGAGAACACUGGGAAAGCAGAGAACAUUUUUUUCACAACAUUUUUGGAAACUUGAAAACAGCUUCAAAUCGACCACCUUGUUCUUAUACUAUGGCAACACCAAAACAAGGGGAAAUUAGACCAUAAUCACGUGUUUACUUGCCACUGGGACAGAACAACACCGACCGCGAUAACAAUCCAAUCCAGAACACGACAACUGCUCCAGUUUCACCUAAUCUACAACAUGAGCACAGCCCCAACCUCUGAAACAAAUUAGUGCACUGUUUUGUCUUGUUCUAGCAGGAAAAAGGAUGUCCAUUAAUUUAGGUGUAACCUGACCCAGUUCACAACAUAGAGAGACCUCACCGGGGGUGCUGUCACAACCCGUACCGACCUGGGGAGCUGGGCUCAUCUCCCAUGUCCUUUCCCGGAUCUCUCUCCCCACUGCUUUCCUGUCGCACCUUCACUGUCCUGUCAUAAUAAAGGCACAAAACGCACCCCCCCAAAAGGCCUCAUCAUGGGACUGGAGGCAUUUGCAAACUCCUAAAUCUGUCACACACGCAUGUGGAAAGGAAGGUGAAGUGGACCGUGACAGCCAGGCCAGCCAGAUGAAUCUGAACUGUUGAUGGACUUUCAUUCAGUCAGACAGCCAUAGGUUUAUUUUGUGAUGGAGAUCCCACCCUACCAAGGUCAGAUACAGGACAAAAGAGCAUAAAUGAUGGUAAAAAAGUAGAUGUUUGCACACUGAAAAUCCAACCUCAGGGGUUUAUUAAAGCAAGCACCACUUUGGUGGGUCGUUUCAGUGUGUGGCGCUCUACUUUUUACUAUGACUUAUUUUGUGAUACAGCCUGCCUCAGCAGGAGUAGGACUACUUUUACUUUUGAGAGAGGCAGACAUUCAAUUAAUACCGUACCAGCCUGGGGUGCAUUUCUCAAAACCACAGUUGCUAACUAUGUUAGCUACUUUGUUGAUUGCAAUGCAAUUUCCCAUUGACAACUACCCAAGUUGCUAACUGGCUAACAACUAUGCUUUCGAGAAACGCACCCCUGUCCAGCUUCUACUUACUGUACUUGGGAUGACUCUAGCGUCUCCACAGUACAUGUGACAAGAUGUAAUGUUAUGUACUAACACUGUAUGUAGUAUAUGUACAUACCCAGGGAUACCGACAGGGGGUAAGGACCAAAGGGGACAGUUGCCCUGGGCCCAGGCAGAGGAGGGGCACAGAAUUUGGUCCUCGCUACAUUUUAUGUAUGGAGAGAGAGGGCCUGUCAGAUGACUUUGUCCUGGGCCCAACAAAAGCUUUCCGCAGCCCUGUACAUAAAAAAACACUAACCCAAACCGUGUGGUACAGCGUGAGUACAUAAUGUGACAUAUUGUUUCACUCUUACGCACACUGUUGUUACAUCGUAGCUAACUGUUGUAACAGGGAUAGUAACAUAAAAAGUGUGGCCGUUUUUUUUUUUGUUUUUUUUUUGGAAAUGUUGGAAUUUGAGCAGAUAUGUAAAUGUAUGUGUAGAAGAACUAUCAUGUAUUGCAAAUUCCAUGAUAUAUAUUUGUUGGUGAUAUUUGUAAUGAUUAACAGCAUUAUUUAGCACAUAGACUUGUUUAAAUGUACAGUAUACUUCUGUGCUUUUGGGAAAUAUAAUGUUCAGGUUGAGUCUGUCUUCAUUUUUU
Engraulis encrasicolus (European anchovy) is the source of this 5836-nucleotide messenger RNA. RefSeq names its product natriuretic peptide receptor 1a (gene npr1a). The record is from RefSeq and is a predicted model, not a curated record. NCBI's taxonomy places the organism in Eukaryota, Metazoa, Chordata, Actinopteri, Clupeiformes, Engraulidae. The coding region runs from base 619 to 3855 and encodes 1078 amino acids. Gene Ontology annotation, cellular component: plasma membrane. Gene Ontology annotation, molecular function: peptide hormone binding; natriuretic peptide receptor activity; adenylate cyclase activity. The transcript has 22 exons. Gene Ontology annotation, biological process: receptor guanylyl cyclase signaling pathway; cGMP biosynthetic process; protein phosphorylation.